Molecule: messenger RNA, 1264 nt
Organism: Cuscuta campestris
Lineage: Eukaryota; Viridiplantae; Streptophyta; Magnoliopsida; Solanales; Convolvulaceae
Source: the annotation of a GenBank genome assembly
AUUACUGUCUGACCUUACCUUGGAAAAGCUUUGCACUCAACUUUUCUGUUCGAUCCAAUUCCCAGAUCCAAUCAUGAACGACGCAGAUGUGUCCAAGCAGAUCCAGCAGAUGGUUCGAUUCAUCCGCCAGGAAGCGGAGGAAAAGGCCAACGAAAUCUCUGUCUCCGCCGAAGAAGAAUUCAACAUUGAGAAGCUGCAACUAGUGGAGGCGGAGAAGAAGAAGAUCAGGCAAGAGUAUGAGCGCAAAGAGAAGCAAGUUGAAGUUCGUAAGAAAAUUGAGUACUCGAUGCAGCUAAAUAAUUCACGUCUUAAGGUUCUUCAAGCUCAAGAUGACUUGGUUAACUCUAUGAAAGAGGCAGCAUCAAAGGAACUCUUGAAUGUGAGCCAUGACCACCACGGUUAUAAGAAACUGUUGCAUGACCUUAUUAUUCAGAGUCUGCUCAAACUUAAAGAGCCUUCUGUUUUACUGCGUUGCCGGAAAAGUGAUGUACAUCUGGUGGAACAAGUGUUGGAGUCUGCAAAGGAAGACUAUGCAGAAAAGGCAAGGGUACACACACCUGAGGUCAUAAUUGACCACAUCCACCUCCCACCUGCUCCUUCCCAUCACAGUGCACAUGGUCCUUCCUGCUCGGGAGGAGUGGUAUUGGCAUCUCGUGACGGAAAGAUUGUAUGUGAAAACACUCUAGAUGCUAGAUUGGAAGUUCUUUUCCGUAAAAAACUUCCCGAGAUCCGCAAGCUGCUCAUUAGCCAAGUUUCAUACUGAUGUGUUGGAGGUCUUUGUGUUUGCUUUUAUUUAUUCCUUCAUCUCCAAAUUCUUGCUUCUGUUUUUUUUUCUCAUUAUUUUGCAGUUCUCACUACUAUACUUAUGUUCCGAUACUAAAACUGCUACUCGUCCGCUGAGAAUCUGGAUUCGGACAGCGUGUGUGAUUUAUGUGUCAUUUUUUUUAUAAAGUUUGUAAUAAGUGUAAAUUGUGGAAUCCCAUGCUUGGUUGGUUAAGAAUUGGAUAAUAAAAGUUCACUUCAGACUUUGUUGUACGUUUUUGCAGAUGACAUGACUUCUUUUAAUCGAUUUAUUUAUGGUUUUUUUACCUUAACUUGCAGUUUGUUCCAUUUGUGGCAUUGUGACGAACACAUUGGGGAAAAUAAUAAGCAUUGGACAUGGCAUCUUCAUGUAUUUCAUCUCAAAAUAAACUCUGUAUUUAAACGUCGCGAGACUAGCUUUUUAGAGACAAGAAAAAGUGUAAAUUAAAUAGAGGGUUUUCCA